Molecule: messenger RNA, 477 nt
Organism: Zingiber officinale
Lineage: Eukaryota; Viridiplantae; Streptophyta; Magnoliopsida; Zingiberales; Zingiberaceae
Product: protein STIG1-like
Exons: 1
Coding region: 1-474 (157 amino acids)
Source: RefSeq, a predicted model, not a curated record
AUGAAACUCACGCUCCUCCUCCUGCUACUCUUUUUGGUUACGCCCUUCGCCGAAGGAGAUACUGCAGACAACUCCAUUCCCAUCUCUCCGUGGCUCCGCAGGGGAAGGACUCCGGCGCCCAGGCGACAGGGCUGCUGGUUCCGGCCGUGGAUAUGCUGUGAGAGGCAACGACGACCCUUGGAGCGCCGCCUGUGCUGCAGCAACCGGUGCAUCGACGUCGGCUCCAACGCCGACAACUGUGGCCUGUGUGGCAUCCGAUGCCCGUUCCGGUGGCGGUGCUGCAAUGGCCUGUGCGUCGACAUCAUGUGGAACCCAGCGCACUGCGGCAGCUGCGACAAUCGCUGCUCGUUGGGCUCUCGCUGCCUCUUCGGUCUUUGCGGCUAUGCCGAGCCAGUGUCCACCACCCCGCCUCUGCUACACUUCCCUUCUCCGGCCUGCCCGCCUCCACCGGUGCACCCCGGAGCCACCGCGUAAUUG